Micromonas commoda is the source of this 1053-nucleotide messenger RNA. RefSeq lists its product with no specific name. Lineage: Eukaryota; Viridiplantae; Chlorophyta; Mamiellophyceae; Mamiellales; Mamiellaceae. The transcript has a single exon. Gene Ontology annotation, cellular component: membrane; endomembrane system. The record is from RefSeq and is a predicted model, not a curated record. The coding region runs from base 1 to 1053 and encodes 350 amino acids.
AUGAGAUUCCAUCCGGACACCCUGCAGUACUGGCCGACCGUGUACGUGAACGAGUUUUGGCUCCUGAGGGACCACCACGUGCCGCUCAACGCGUCGGUGGCUGCGGCAAACUUGACUCUUACCGUGGCGCCGCUGAGUCUGUUCAGGUGGCAGCUGUACGAGCAGAUGGAGCGGACGUUCGAGCAUCAGCGCGCGAUGGGGACGCAGGGCGAGGGCGACGGGGACGAGCUCAAGCGCAUAUUCCUCGAGGGUAACCCGAUUUUGCUGGCGGUGACCACCGUCGUGAGCGUGUUUCACACAGUUUUCGACAUGCUGGCGUUCAAGAACGACAUCGGCUUCUGGCGGCAUAACAAGAGCAUGGAGGGUCUGAGCGCCCGGACGAUCAUAUUCAACGCGGGAUGCCAGCUGGUAAUCUUCCUGUACCUGCUGGACAACGAGACGAGCUGGAUGGUCCUCCUUAGCAGCGGCCUGGGUCUGAUCAUUGAGGGGUGGAAGAUUACCAAAGCGAUGGACGUGUCGAUCAAGCCCGCCUUUCCCUUUCUGCAGAUCAAGGACAAGUUUGGGUACACCAAGAGCGACACCGCGAGGCACGACGAGGUUGCCAUGCGGUACCUCUCUUACGCCCUCUACCCUCUGGUGGGGUGCUACGCGAUUUACAGCGUGAUUUACAACGAACACCGGGGAUGGUACUCGUUCGUUUUGAACACGCUCGUGGGAGCCGUGUACCUGUUCGGUUUCAUCACUAUGUGUCCUCAGUUAUACAUCAACUACAAGCUCAAGUCCGUGGCACACCUGCCCUGGAGGCAGAUGACCUACAAGUUCCUCAACACCAUAAUCGACGACCUUUUCGCGUUCGUGAUCAAGAUGCCAACCAUGCACAGGCUGUCGGUGUUCAGAGACGACAUUGUUUUCCUCAUCUUCCUGUACCAGCGGAGGAUCUACAGGGUGGACAAGACCCGCGUGAACGAGUUCGGGUUCAGCGGCGAGGCUCCCCCAGAUGCGAUCGACGAGAAAAAAGAGGACGAGGAUAAGGAGGGAAAGAAGGACAAGUAG